Penicillium cosmopolitanum is the source of this 867-nucleotide messenger RNA. RefSeq lists its product as uncharacterized. The coding region runs from base 1 to 867 and encodes 288 amino acids. The record is from RefSeq and is a predicted model, not a curated record. The transcript is spliced from 2 exons. NCBI's taxonomy places the organism in Eukaryota, Fungi, Ascomycota, Eurotiomycetes, Eurotiales, Aspergillaceae.
AUGCCCAGCAUUUCGAUAACCGAAGGGUACACCUUCACAAAUUGGGGGCCGUUAACAACAACUUUCACGGCACCCGCCAGCUGCGCUACCGCGACGGGAAACUAUAUGAUAGGACUAAACACGACAGCUCCUGUCUUGGAAUAUGCAAUGCAGUGCUCUACGGCAGGUUACGGAGACUGUAUUCCGAGUGGGACAGUAUCUGACUUUACCACUUCAAAUGACAACCCAAAGACAAUAUAUGACCAGGCAUAUUUAUCACCUGGCCUCUACUGUCCUUCUGGGUGGGCUACGAAAGGAAUUGCAGUACGCGAUGCCGACAAAAGUCUUAGCACAUCGGGUGUCCUGAGUUCCGUUACCAGGGUUUCGAUGCCUACCUUCAUACCCCAAUGGGAGAACCCAGUUACGUUAUUUUUGGAUCUUUUGGACCCGAGCGAGACGCUCGUUAUAUGCUGUCCAGACUCGAUGACCGCAGACAUCGCGUUCGGAUGCUACUCUACCGUCUCCGAUUACAAAAUCACAGAAGGAUGUAUGCGUGAUAUUCCUGCUACGGAUCUGGGCACUUCAACUGAAACAAUCAUUUCCGAGGGGAGUACUUCCAAGCAGCUUAUCAAUAUUAUCACUGGGACGCAGCCAAUCACUGUCGCGACACGAACUUUCAGUCCGUCGGAAGCGUCUAGGCUCGUCGCAGUUUCGGUAAUGCCUAUGUUAUCACUUGUUCAUCAUCAGUCUGAUCUACCGAGUGCUAUAUCCAGCCAGACUGCUUCACCUUCUAGCUCGGCCACAAGAGUUGCUCCAAACGGGAUUAUUUGGGGUGGAUUGGGUAGUUUCCUUGCUACAUACUUGGUUGUUGUCUUUGUAUACUUAUAA